Messenger RNA from Rotaria sp. Silwood2, 1542 nucleotides. Lineage: Eukaryota; Metazoa; Rotifera; Eurotatoria; Philodinida; Philodinidae. The record is from the annotation of a GenBank genome assembly.
AUGGACGUCAAUACAAGUGAAAAAUGUUUUCCAGGUCGUUGCGAACGAAAAGAAGUUGUUGUCAUUGGGAAUGGUCCAUCCGCUAUUGUACUUUCAUAUAUUCUUUCUGGUCAUAUACCUUACUGGAAUGGUUGUCCUGUAUCAAAUGAUUAUCUUAAUAUGAAAUUAGAACAAUAUGUUAAGAAUAGUUCACUUCUUGAACAGGUCAGAAAUUUAGAAUUUUUAUCAAAUGGUCUUGAAGGUCGUUCACGAAAUCCUGUUUCUUUACUUAUUGAUAAUUUAAUUCAUCCUGAUGCUGAUCUUGGUGCACGUUUACAAUCAAAAAUAAAAUGGCGUCAUGAUCCAUCAUCAAGUAUUGAUCAUAUAUGUCUUGGACGAGGUGGAAUAGGUGGAAUUUGGAAUCAAUUAACAUCUAAACAUUUACAAACAGUAAGUAUGGCUGAUUGGAUGGAAUUACCUAAUUAUCCUUUUAUUACAUUUCGACAACAUCUUCGAAUGCAUCGAUGCCGUUUAUCAACAAAUAACGAACAAAUCAUAACAGAUGAUGAAAAUUCAAAACGAGCAACAUAUGACGAAAUUCGUUCUUAUUACAUACAUUAUGUAAAAAGAAAUCGUUUAAUAAAUUAUUUUCGUAAUGGCUGUGAAGUAACAUCUAUUGAACGUGUUUGUAUUGAUUCUUCAUAUUAUGAUGAUUUAACUGAAGAAAUUCGUACGCCCGAAGCCUUAUGGGAAAUACGUGGUUUUGAAGAACAAACAAAAAAUUUAUUUAUUAUUCAUGCUAAAUAUAUUGUUUUAGCAACAGGUAUUUCACAAGAAAUAACAAGACCAUUAGGUAUUAUUGGUGAACAAGUAAGUCAAUCAUUUACUUAUACAAAUUUACAUGAUAUUGAAGAAAUUAUUGUAAAUAAAAAACGAUUAAGAAAAAAUAGUAAACCAUUACUUGUUAUUGGAUGUGGUUUAACAGCUAUAGAUGUUAUUCUUCUAUGUCAACAAUAUUCAAUACCUAUUUUACAUGUAUUUCGUCGUGCUAUUGAUGAUCAUGAACUUGUACUUAAUCAAUUACCAGCUAAUAUCUAUCCAGAAUUUGAACGUAUCAAAGAAUUAAUUAAACAAUCAUCAACAAUAACAACAUCUACAUCAUCAGACUGGUUUUAUCAAUGUUGUGCACAAAGUGAAGUUAUUUCAAUAACUGAAGAUGGUACAGUCAAUAUACGUAAUCUUCGAACACAAAUUAUCAAAGAUUAUAAUAUCUCAUGUGUUGUUAGACUUACUGGUAAUGAAGUAAAAAUUCCUUUUCUUCGAUCAUUAACAACAAAAAAAUGUCCUGGUAUUAAUAUAAAUCCAUAUACAUAUGAAUGUAUAGAUUUUGAAAAUAUAUAUGCACUAGGUGCAUUAGCUGGCGAUAAACUUAUUCGUUUUUUACAAGGUGGUGCUCUUGCAUGUGCAGCAAGUUUAUUCAAAAAAUAUCGUCAAGCAUCAUCUAUUAAUCGACUAUCAUUUAAUGUUAGUUCAAGAACUAGAACAGUUCAAAUAAUCGAUUAA